Messenger RNA from Penicillium soppii, 1356 nucleotides. RefSeq lists its product as uncharacterized. The record is from RefSeq and is a predicted model, not a curated record. NCBI's taxonomy places the organism in Eukaryota, Fungi, Ascomycota, Eurotiomycetes, Eurotiales, Aspergillaceae. The coding region runs from base 1 to 1356 and encodes 451 amino acids. Gene Ontology annotation, molecular function: amino acid transmembrane transporter activity. Gene Ontology annotation, biological process: amino acid transmembrane transport. The transcript is spliced from 10 exons. Gene Ontology annotation, cellular component: vacuolar membrane.
AUGAGAGACGAGGAGUCGUAUGCCACUGACGGCAAAGAGGUCAUCGAUGGACCCUAUGAAAAAGACAUGGAGAAGCCAUUGGACGCCAGUAAAUUGGAGCCUUUUGGUAAUGAGGAGACCGCGGAGGUUAAGUAUCGGACUAUGAAAUGGUGGCACUGUGGAAUGCUCAUGAUUGCGGAGAACGUCUCGGUCGGAAUUCUCUCUCUGCCAUCCGCCGUUGCUACCCUGGGAAUGGUCCCCGCUGCUAUCAUGAUUCUGUUCAUUUCAGCUCUCUCAUGGUACACGGGCUACGUAAUCGGUCAAUUCAAGCUCCGUCACCCCGAGAUUCACAGCAUGGGAGAUGCUGGCGAGCUCUUGAUGGGUCCCUUCGGCCGCGAGCUGUUGGGACUCGGCCAGCUGCUUCUGUUGAUCUUCCUUAUGGCUAGCAACAUCCUGAUGUUCAAUAUUCUGAUGAAUGUUCUGACAGACCACGGCACUUGUACCUUGGUGUUCGGUGUGGUUGGACUGAUUAUCUGCUUCUUGGGCGCCUUGCCUCGUACCAUGGACAAGGUCUAUGUUAUGUCCGUUGUCUCAUUCUUGAGUGUCUUUGUCGCCACAGUGUUGACCAUGAUCACCGUGGGAGUCGAGACCAAAGGACAUGUCGUCAACGAAGUCACUACGGAGGUCACCUUCCGCGAGGGCUUUUUGGCAGUGACCAACAUCAUUUUCGCUUACCUUGCCCAUGUUGCCUACUUCGGGUUCAUGUCCGAGACUGAGGACCCACGCACCUUCAACAAAUCUCUCGCUAUGUUGCAAAUUGUCGACACUGUUUUGUACUUGGUCAGCGCUUUGCUCAUCUACCACUACGUCGGACCCAAUGUCCAGUCGCCCGCCAUUCUGUCUUUGAGCCCCUUAAUGAGCAAGAUUGCAUGGGGUCUUUCUAUCCCAACUACCAUUCUUUCCGGAGUUGUCCUGGGUCAUGUUGCGUGCAAAUACAUUUACGUGCGUAUUUUCCGUGGAUCCGACGAAAUGCAUAGCCGCAGUUUCCUCUCAGUUGGGUCCUGGGUUGCUAUCUGUCUUGGUGUCUGGGUUGUGGCCUGGGUUGUUGCCGAGUCGAUUCCCGUUUUCAACGAUCUGCUGAGUUUGAUUAGUGCGCUGUUUGGAAGUUGGUUCAGCUUCGGCUUACCCGCGAUCUUCUGGUUCUACAUGAACAAGGGCCGAUACUUCCAGAAUUGGAAGAAGACUGUUCUGACGAUAACCAACAUCGGAGUUUUGGCUAUUGCUUUCGCUAUUUGCGGAUUGGGCUUAUACGUGUCCGGUGUCGCGAUCCACAAUGACUCCAGCAGCCAAAGCUGGUCUUGUGCUAAUGAUGCGUGA